CAGCGUUGUUCCUGGAGACGGAGCGGCAGGAACUUCGCUGUGCAUUGUGGGAGCGGCGCUGGGCGCCCGGCUUUGUCUCCGCCCGAGUGCUGCGUUCGUCCUCCUCAGGGUUCCUGGGUUCCGGGAGUCCUGCUCUCCGCGGAAGCUGUUCUGCUUCUUACCUCGAUUUUCCGCUGGCUCGGCGGUCUGCCCGCCUACGCCACCAACAUGUCUGGAGUUCGCGCUGUGCGGAUCAGCAUCGAGUCGGCCUGCGAGAAGCAAGUCCAGGAGGUGGGCCUAGAUGGCACCGAGACGUAUCUGCAGCCUCUGUCCAUGUCACAGAAUCUGGCGCGUCUAGCCCAGCGGAUCGACUUCAGCCAGGGUUCGGGCUCCGAGGAGGAGGAGGCGGCGGGGGCGGAGGGCGACUCGCAGGACUGGGCGGGUGCCGGGUCCAGCGCGGACCAGGACGACGAGGAAGGGUUGGUAAAAUUUCAGCCUUCCCUUUGGCCCUGGGACUCUGUGAGGAACAAUUUAAGAAGUGCCUUGACAGAGAUGUGUGUCCUCUAUGAUGUUCUCAGUAUUGUUAGGGAUAAAAAGUUUAUGACACUGGAUCCUGUCUCUCAGGAUGCACUUCCUCCAAAACAGAAUCCUCAGACAUUGCAGCUGAUAUCUAAAAAGAAGUCACUUGCUGGGGCAGCACAAAUCCUGCUGAAGGGGGCAGAAAGACUGACUAAAUCAGUUACUGAAAAUCAAGAAAACAAGUUACAAAGAGACUUCAAUUCUGAGCUUUUGAGAUUAAGGCAACACUGGAAACUUAGAAAAGUUGGAGAUAAAAUUCUUGGCGAUCUGAGCUACAGAAGUGCAGGAUCUCUCUUUCCUCAUCAUGGUACAUUUGAAGUAAUAAAAAACACAGAUAUCGAUCUGGAUAAGAAGAUACCAGAAGAUUACUGCCCUCUUGAUGUCCAGAUUCCUAGUGAUUUAGAAGGGUCUGCAUAUAUAAAGGUGUCCAUUCAAAAACAGGCUCCAGACAUAGGUGAUCUUGGCACAGUUAACCUCUUCAAACGACCUUUGCCCAAAUCCAAACCAGGUUCCCCACAUUGGCAGACAAAAUUAGAAGCAGCACAAAAUGUUCUCUUGUGUAAAGAAAUUUUUGCACAGCUCUCUCGGGAAGCUGUUCAAAUUAAAUCACAGAUCCCUCAUAUUGUGGUGAAAAACCAGAUUAUCUCUCAGCCCUUUCCAAAUUUGCAGUUAUCUAUUUCUUUGUGCCAUUCUUCAAAUGAUAAAAAAUCCCAAAAAUCUGCUACUGAGAAACAAAGUCCAGAAGACCACCUCUAUGUCCUAGAGCAUAAUUUACAUCUACUGAUUAGAGAGUUUCAUAAACAGACCUUGAGUUCUAUCAUGAUGCCACAUCCAGCAAGUGCACCUUUUGGCCACAAGAGAAUGAGACUUUCAGGUCCUCAAGCUUUUGAUAAAAAUGAAAUCAACUCAUUACAAUCCAGUGAAGGGCUUCUGGAAAAGAUAAUUAAACAAGCAAAGCAUAUUUUCCUGAGGAAUAGAACUGCUGCAACCAUUGACAGCUUAGCAAGUCGCAUUGAAGAUCCUCAGAUACAAGCUCAUUGGUCAAAUAUCAAUGAUGUUUAUGAAUCUAGUGUUAAAGUUUUAAUCACAUCACAAGGUUAUGAACAAAUAUGCAAGUCCAUUCAGCUUCAGUUGAAUAUAGGAGUUGAACAAAUCCGAGUUGUACACAGAGAUGGAAGAGUAAUUACACUGUCUCAUCAGGAGCAGGAGCUACAGGAUUUUCUUCUGUCUCAGAUGUCCCAGCACCAGGUGCAUGCAGUUCAGCAGCUAGCCAAGGUUAUGGGCUGGCAGGUCCUCAGCUUCAGCAAUCAUGUGGGACUUGGGCCUAUAGAGAGCAUCGGCAACGCCUCUGCCAUAACUGUGGCCUCCCCAAGUGGUGACUAUGCUAUUUCAGUUCGUAAUGGACCUGAAAGUGGCAGCAAGAUCAUGGUUCAGUUUCCGCGAAACCAGUGUAAAGACCUUCCAAAAAAUGAUGUUUUACAAGAUAGCAAAUGGAAUCAUCUUCGUGGACCAUUCAAGGAAGUCCAGUGGAAUAAGAUGGAAGGUCGAAACUUUGUUUAUAAAAUGGAGCUGCUUAUGUCUGCACUUAGCCCUUGUCUGCUAUGA
This is a messenger RNA of Heterocephalus glaber (naked mole-rat), 2163 nucleotides long. RefSeq names its product mediator complex subunit 17 (gene Med17). NCBI's taxonomy places the organism in Eukaryota, Metazoa, Chordata, Mammalia, Rodentia, Bathyergidae. Gene Ontology annotation, cellular component: core mediator complex; mediator complex. The record is from RefSeq and is a predicted model, not a curated record. Gene Ontology annotation, biological process: regulation of transcription by RNA polymerase II. Gene Ontology annotation, molecular function: transcription coregulator activity.